AUGAUCUCGGCUAAGCGUGUCCAGUGCCUUCCUGAACUCGGCUGGGUCUUCAUCACUGGGUCUGCCACGUGUCACCAGGUCGGGGCCGCCGCCGACCUCAUCGCCUCACUGCAAACUCAAAACAAAGCUGAGCGCCGCUGCAUCACGCAGUCGCAAGAGCUUGACCAACUCAACGGCAUCUUAGAGAACGCACUGGACUCUCGCCACAAGAACGGGCACCCGGAUCUUCCGGAGGACCACGAGACGAGGUCAUUGCAGCCGCCGCUGUUUUCGGCCGACAUUCUGGAGGCGAUCGACGGACUUGCGCUUGAACAGCCGACGUUCAGUCCGCAGGAGGUAUGGGUGCACAUCCACAAGGAGUUCUUCCAAAGCCCGGGCAGGAUUACAAGCGGCUAUCCCGACCCACUCAAGCAGCGCUUCGUGCAGCUCCCAGGAGUCCUCGCGGCGUACAUCCACCAACUAGCGGCGGCCAACAGAAGCCAGUGGCCGGCUGAAAAGCUUCGCGCUGCGAUCAGCUGGCACUACACAAAAGCGGAGAUGCUUGCGGGCGGCCAUCCCCACGAUCGCUGGGUUGUCGACACGGCCGCGGACGGAACUCUUACCCCGCGAGGUAAUCCCGCCAAGACUGCCAUCAUCUCGCAGAUUCUGGCCGGGUUGAGUAAGGUGAACAAACGCGAAAGGACCCCCAAGCGCGCCUCCCCGAUGUCGCUGUCCAUGCUCUCAAAGAUUAUCGCCUUCCUGGAGUCGGACCCGAUGUUCAACGAGACGAUGAGACUGUGGGUUUCAGCGGUAUGCUCUCUCGCCUUCUACGGGAUGUGCCGCAUCAACGAAGUCCUGCCGAUGAAGAAGGGAGACAUACAACUUGGGCUACGACGCAAGGCUCGUAUGACCGGGGCCGCGAUUCGAUUUGGCUGCUUCACAAUCCGUGACCGCAAGACCGACCAUGACCCCCUUGCCAGUCGAACGUACUCGCUGCAUCUUCUCCCGAAGGAAGAGAAGACCGCUGAGGCGCUGACGUAUCUGAGCCGAUGGUCCCACCACGCGCAGACGGAGCUACAUCACAGGUGGAGCAGUGACGACUACGCAUUCCCCUCGCUGACGAAGAUUCCUCGUGGUGGAGCUAAGCGACAGCGGUGCGCUGGGAAUGGCGGCAGGGUUCCAUUUGCCAAAGUUGGGAUCAAGUGGGGCACACCAAUGAAGGACAGCAACUUUACGCAAGUUCUCAACAUCGUCGCUGCGGCUGCUGGAAUCAACAGGAGUGUUCUUGGCGACGAGAUCUGGUUUACGUCGCACUGCUUUCGUCGGGGAGGUGCUCAGUACCGGUUCAUGUUUGCUCCUGAAAAAAGAAACUGGUCGCUGAAGCUGGUGAAGUGGUGGGUAGGGUGGGCACCGAGUGAGAAGGCGGAGACGGUGACGCGGUAUCUUCUCGAUGAUGUCAUGGACCGAGAGGUGAAUCGGCUUGGAGACUCGCUGGCUCCAGAUGCGGACGCAUGCAUCACCGCUGCGUCGCUGGAUGGUUUGCAAAACAUUGACUACGGACGCACGUACUCCGAUGCAGACGACGAUCCACAGUUCAACCCCACAUAUGCAGCCCCUGAUGAAGUUCCCCCAGCAUUGCAUCCUUCGACCAUCGCUGAGCUCAAGGACGGUUUACUGGAAGGUCUCCGUGGUAUGGUACAGGGCGUCGGAUGUGGACAAAACGACACUCAAGAAACGGAGGACGGUGAACACGCUGAAGACGCUAUUGCUACGUGUGAAGGAACAGUUGAGGAAACCACUCGCCUCGUGUCUGAGCUUCCGGAUGCCAAAUCGUGGCGCGACUACGUUCAUCAGUACUGGCAUCCAAAUCGUGCGUGUCACCAGUACCGAGCCGGCGUGGGCAUGCCUCCACAUGAACGCAAGAUACACAGGUCGCGCCUCUCCAGAAUGAAGAUCAUCGCGGAGUUUAUUCGAGCAGAGUACGACGAUGACCAAGACUUGUUCGAGAAGGAUUUCGGUGGCCGUGUCCAGGGAGAGUUGACGGUCAACAAGAUACUUGCUGCGAUUCGAGCGAGUAGACGCGAUGUACCUGCCGUCGUCCUUUAG
Molecule: messenger RNA, 2085 nt
Organism: Phytophthora sojae
Lineage: Eukaryota; Oomycota; Peronosporomycetes; Peronosporales; Peronosporaceae
Exons: 3
Coding region: 1-2085 (694 amino acids)
Biological process (GO): DNA integration; DNA recombination
Molecular function (GO): DNA binding
Source: RefSeq, a predicted model, not a curated record